Messenger RNA from Symbiodinium pilosum, 2620 nucleotides. NCBI's taxonomy places the organism in Eukaryota, Dinophyceae, Suessiales, Symbiodiniaceae. The record is from the annotation of a GenBank genome assembly.
GUUCGCCCAGGUGGUCGAAGCGGCCAUCGCUGCUGGGCUGGCGGCGGCCCUGCCCGUGCUCGCCGAGGCCGGCGUGACGACAUCUGGAGGACCUCGGCUUGACAACGACACAUGUGGCCAUCGACGUGCCGCUCCACAAGACAGCCCCCGGCGGGCGCCUCUCGAGUGUGCAUGCGGGGUACAGAUCCAGCCGCUGUUGUGCCCAUUCCACGCGGCGCAGCGCCACCUGCUUCGGCUACGGCUCCGCGGGUCGACGGGUCCGGACGACCCACUCCUGCCGGCGCAAGACAAGGGCUUCAUGUCGAAGCACGCCGUGAUCCACAAGAUACGACAGGUCUUGCAGGCGGCAGGGGUGGAGUUGACGUAUGUGGACCCCAACGGCAGACAGCGGCAGCUCUUUGGCGGCCACGCCGCGAGGAGGCCGCCCCGUUGGCCCGCGGCAGCGGCGGGCUUUGGUAACGCGGCGAUGGGCCCAGCGCCGGGCGGCCCUCGUCCGCUCGCACUUCCGGCGUUCCCGGUCCCAGAAGGUGGACUGUACGCCGAAGCGGUGCGCAAGGCGUACGAAGCUGACCUGGAGAGAGCCGAAUGGGUACGCCUGCCUGCGCUGCUUCCGCCAGAGGCAGAGCCGUCCGGCGGAAGAGAGGUUCGACCAGAGGGAGUCGUCCUCGUCCGUCGCCAAGUCCUCGGCGGAGCUAUGAAGUGGCGCCCGGCCGCCCUUAGCCCGCCGCCUGUCAUGGCUACUGCGUCGACUCCGGCCACGGCGGCGUCUACAAUGAUCGCCUUCGCGGACUUGGCUCGCCAGGCGGGCGCCGGGCCCCCCCUCGUGAACUACUUGACAGCAAAGGGCCUGGACUGCGCGGCGACCCUUGCCUUGAUCGUCGACAACGUCGCCGACCUGGUCCAUCAGGUCACCAUAAGCGGCGUAAACCACUCGGCGCAGCCCGAGAACCACGCCGCGGUGAGAGCCAUCAUCACCCACAUGUGGCGGGAGGCGCGCAGGCAGGACAUUGCCCAUGUGGCGCCCCCUCAGGCGACGCCGGCGCCGUCGCCUUCACCGACAACGACGGUCACCUCGACGGGCAUGUCGGUCGACCCCGACGACAAGAUCCCGAAGACCUUUGCCCACUGGGCUACCCAAAUCGACGUCUACAACAACCGCCUCCUCGACGGCAAGACGCGGCGCUUCCCCGAGAACAUGCUCGCCGGCGCCGAGUCCGUCCUCGCCAGGGUAUGGCGUGAACAUACCAAAACGAAGGCGUACACGCCCAUCAGCCUCGGCGAGAUUCUUCAAAAGCGGCUGUUCACGGCGCUGCGGCUGGUGAACGGCGAGGUGGUGUCAGUUGAAGACCCUCAGUGGGCGCCCCGAUCACUGUUGGCGAGCAUCGACGGUGUCGACGCGGCCAGGUGGGCCCUCAUCCUCGUCGAGGUCGGCAAGGAGGAGGACAUUAACACCUUUGCCGACUGGUUCGUCAGCAAGGCGCGCGGCAACCCGACCAAGCUCGACCAGGAGAUGGUCGCCGAGGUCAUGGCCGACACGGCGAUGAUGAACGAGGCCAUGGCAUAUGUGGAGCCGACGCCCAAGCGCAACCCCGCCGGCGGCAACACCAACGACGACGACUUCAACCUCAACACGCCGCGCGCAGACAACAUGACGACGACUACCGGGGCAAUCGUCGGGGCGGAGGCGGCAACCGCGAUUGACGGGGUGAUCGAGCAGGACCGAGACGAGACGAUCGACGAGAUGACCGUUGUGAUGACCGGGCCCAGGACUGGCGACGCGGCGGGGGCAGAGGUUACCGCCAGCAGUACCAGCAGUGGUCGCGCGACGACGACAGCCCUUCGGCCAAGCGCCUUCGACUCCGACAACGCGACCCCCAUGGCGGGGAGAUCGUUCUCCUCUCCUUCUUCGACGGGCGGCCUUCGCCUGGGAGAUCGACGGCGCGUCUUCGACGGGAUCGGCGCGGCGCCCUACAUCCUGGACCAGCGCUUCGGGAAGUUGAAGGCGGCCUUCGCCUGGGAGAUCGACGGCGCGUGCCGAAGGGUAGCCGAGGAGCGCCUGCCAUGGCUCAGGCAGCGAGGCGACUUGACCAAGGACUCGGCGGACGACGUCGUCAGGAUCAUCGAACAAGUUGACCCCGACGGCACGGCGAUCAUCAUCGUCACCAUGGCGCCGCCUUGCCAGGACUUCAGCCUCAUUCGGUCCGACGGCCCGGGGCACAUGGGGAAGAAUGGCUGCCUCCUCCUCAAAGCAACCGAGUUCGUCGAUCACAUCAAACGGCGACUUCCGCGGCGCAGGUUCGGCGCCCUCGCUGAGAACACGACCAUGAGGAAGGAAGACGCGCAGAUCAUCGCCGACGAGCUCGAUUGCCAACCGGUCUUGGUCUGCGCAAGCGACUUUGGGUGGAUAUCUCGGCCGCGCCUGUUCUGGAUGUCCAUCGACUGGUCCGAUGUGAGGCAAGACCCGGCGACAGGCGCCCACUUGGUCUGGUCGGUCCAGGACGGCUGGGAUCGCCUACGACUUGACGCCUCCCGACCCUCGGCAGACGACUUCAACCUCGGCGGCCUCAAGUUUCACCCGUCUGUGUCCUCCGGCAGAAGGAAGACGACGGCGGCCGGCUGA